GCUUGAAAGUGGGGGAGGGCCGAGAGAUCAAAAAGAUCGCGGGCAGCCGAAGCACGCCCCUACGAACCUCCCUAUUGACUCUGCCUCGUUUUUUCAGCAUCCUCCUCGUCGCCGCCGCCGUUGCGCUCGCCUCCUCCCUCUCCCGCCAUAUCGCCAUAACACCCACUUAGCAAUCGCUAUGAUUGCCAUUCAGAAACCAGUCAACGCUUUGUUUUCGACACCGCAGGCGUAUCGACCGACUCAUGGGCGACACCCCUCUGCUCCUGUCGUCGUUCGCCCUACUCAUACGCCAGGACUUCUGUCGCUCUCCAAACCUGCAAACGUUGCUUCGUCUCGCCCUCAGCUAGCUCAAGCACAGCCGAGGGCACACAAGUCGUCUACUCCGAAGAAGGCGAAUCGGCCCCCUCAAGCACCUCAAGCAACUCUGUCUGUUCAGGAGUCGAAGAAGUCGUCAGCCCCCAAGUCUGACAAGACACAGAUCACUUCUGCUUCACCUGAACGUUCAGCAAGGGGUCGCCAGAACAAGCCAGCCCCCAUUGAUAAUAAGGCUGACAAGAGGAGCACCUCUAAUUCUCCCCGUGCGCGGCGACAAUGCCAUCAACCGUCUCCCCCUCCACCCGCCAGCAUACCCCAGCAGAUCGACACUACUGCUCGCCCCUGUAACCCUCUCCGGGCUCAGUCGCUGAAUCAACGCCAGAGCGACUCCAACUCUUUUGACCCGUUCGUUGUAUCCUCACCGUCGGGCAAGCAGUCCCCCGAUUCUCCUGUCGCCAAGUCCUUGAAGCCGAUUACAUUCCGUACGCCUCCUGAACUUUCUCGUCCCUCAGGGAAGCUCGCUCGUCGUCGACAGAGCGGCCAGGUCAAUACAAGCCCUACACCUUCGAAGGCCGUCCCUGUUUCCCGCAUCAGAGAGAAGGUAGCUAGCCUGCCGCAGUUGGCUCGCUCAGAGCCAGCUACCACGGCGUCUACUCCUCGACGAGGAGGUUCUCGCUCUGUCAGCACUGGACCUGCACUCACCGUGAACUGGGACUCAUUCCCUAUUUGCGAUGACUCUGACGACGUUACACCUCCCUCUACGCCGAUCCGCGAGAGUGCGAGCGUCCCUCCCAAGAGGACUGGUGCGACAUGGCAGCAGCAAUCGUUGAUCUUCGACGAUGGUCCUCGGACUGCACCUUUGUCAGCCGCCCCUGGCUACCCAUUCGCCGACCGUGCUUCUUUGAACGCCACCCCGACGCCGUCCCAGCGUCGCCGUACUCACCGGCGUGUACCAAGUGAGGGCAUGUUUGCGAUGUCGACCGACGAGGAUUCUUCCUCCUCUGAUGCUUCGGCGGAACUCAAGUCUUUGGUCGGUCUCAUCCCCAAGCGACGUGCUCAGGCGGCUUCCACGCGCAGGACGCCUUCUCCUUCCACCCCUGAUGCUAACGCUCUCCCUGCUGGAUUCUAUGCGGGUUCUGUCUUCCAAAACUCACCCAGUCCUGAAGAGCUUCCCGUCCCUGCUUUUAUGGCAUGAUUGUAUUUGUAUGAUAUCAUAGAAUUCGUCAGGUGUACAGCUUAGAUUUAUUUUGGGUUCCCUAGAUGCUCAUAUUUACCGUCCACAUUUUGCUAAUACUCGGCACGAUUAAGCCGACGUCGACCACACACUUUCGUCAACUUCAAAACUCUCGGGUCGACCUCUCUCCAUUACACCCACAUGCGACACCUAUCAUGGUGCGCGUGGGGGCCCUUAAGAGUGUC
Somion occarium is the source of this 1734-nucleotide messenger RNA. NCBI's taxonomy places the organism in Eukaryota, Fungi, Basidiomycota, Agaricomycetes, Polyporales, Cerrenaceae. The record is from the annotation of a GenBank genome assembly.